GCUCUCUCUUCCCAUCGCCAAAGACUCACAAAGGACUACAACUGGAUAGUCGGGAACUCGCAAAACUACGCCCGUUUGAUGCAUUUAUUCCAAAGGAUUUAUUUAAGGGACUUUUACUAGACACCAUGGAAGGCUGUUGAUGGCUAACUCUGCCUUCGGCUAAAACGUAACUCAGGAGAGCAGCAUGAACACAUAGGUUGGGUGUGCAGGGAAAUAACCAACAAUGGCCGCCCAUCGAAUCAGAGCGACAAACAACAACAUUGCACUGCCGCGCUGCAAGUCAGAGGGGACACUCAUUGACCUCAGUGAUGGAGUGUCUGAAUCCAACUGUCUCACAGAUGUCAAAGUGCCUUCUCCCAGUGCCUUAAGACUGGACGCCUCUGCCUCCUUCGGCACUGCCAGGGAAGUCGUUGCUAUUAAGGAUUACUGUCCCUCCAGCUUCACCACCCUCAGGUUCUCCAAGGGAGAACAUCUCUUUGUGCUGGACACAUCGGGUGGAGACUGGUGGUACGCCCACAACAGCACUGAGAUGGGUUACAUCCCUGCGACAUACGUCCAGCCCAUCAACUACCGGGACUCCUCCUUCAGUGACAGCGGUAUGAUUGACAGCCUAGGAGACUGCUCUGUUGAGGAGGGAGCCAAGGAGCUGGACCUCCUUGGAGAUUGGACCGGGGUGAUGCUGAAACCUACUGCCCCCCAAAACGGGAACCCCUUUGCCCCCCAUCACCAGCUCCUUAGCCGUAGCUCCACUAACCCUUUCCUCAACGGGGCCCUUCAAGGUUCUUUGGAUCAGAACAGUAAUGAGAACAGUAAGUCAGUGGACCUUCUUCUUUUUGACAACCUAGUCUCCUCUGUCCCACCAAACUCUACCAGCAGUAGCAUCAACAUCAACGGCUUUGGCAGCGGCAUUUUCGAUCUGAAACCCAUCAGCCCCAGUUUGGGAGUGGGCCAGAUGUUACGCAGGGACAACCCAUUCUUCAGGAGCAAGCGAUCCUACAGUCUCUCAGAACUUUCAAUCCUGCAGGCUCAGAAUGACGCCCCUCAGGCAUCCUCAGGUUUUUUUGGAGGCCUGAAAGCCCCUGCACCUGAACAGUUCCAGAGCAGAGAGGACUUCCGGGCGGCGUGGCUCAAUCACCGCAAGCUAGCCAGGUCCUGCCAUGACCUGGACUCCUUGGGUCAGAAUCCAGGCUGGGGACAAACACAGCCAGUGGAGACCAACAUUUUGUGCCGUUUAGACAGUUCUGGAGGGGCCGUCCAGCUUCCAGACACCAGCAUCAGCAUCCACAUCCCAGAGGGCCAUGUCGCCCCUGGAGACUCCCAGCAGAUCUCCAUGAAGGCCCUGCUGGACCCACCGCUGGAGCUCAACAAUGACCGUACAACGACCAUAAGCCCUGUGGUGGAGAUCAAGCUCGGUAACAUGGAGACCAAAACCACAGUCACCCUUGAGAUGACGGUGUCCGUUGUGGUGAAGAAGGAGAGCAGGCAGACGACAAAGGUCAUAUGUGUGAGGAGUGACUGCAAGGAGGGGCCCUACACACCAAUCCCCCAAGUCUAUAUGUAUGGGGACACCAUCCAGGUCUGUCUGGAUAACCUUGAGCCCUGCAUGUAUGUGUCUGUUGUGGCCCAGGCCCAGUCAGUUGCUCCAGAAACCACUGUUUGGGACAACGUGGUGAAGAAGGUCACCCUCGGUGUCUAUGGUCCCAAGCACAUUCACCCAUCCUUUAAGGCUGUGGUGGCCAUCUUCGGCCAUGACUGUGCCCCAAAAACAUUACUGGUGAGUGAAGUAGGGAAGCAGGCCCAUGCCACCCCUCCAGUGGCUCUUCAGCUCUGGGGGAAGCACCAGUUUGUCCUGGCAAGGCCCCAGGACCUUCGGGUUGGUGUUUACUCCAACAUGGCCAACUAUGAGGUAAAGGCCAGUGAGCAGGCCAGGGUGGUUAGGGGUUUCCAGGUCAAACUGGGAAAGGUUAGCCGGAUAGUCUAUGUGAUCGCCUCACGCACUGCUGAUGAUGUCUCAGAUUUCACAUUACGUGUCCAGGUCAAGGAUGACCAAGACUGUAUUCUCGCCCAGUUUUGUGUUCAAACUCCAACACCACCACCCAAGACCGGUCCACAAACAUCUGUGCAGAGGCGCUUCCUGAAGAAGAAGGAACUAGGGAAAAUUGUCUUGUCUCCUCUGGCCAUCACUACCAAAUACCCUGUGUUCCAUGACCGACGAAUCCGCAACCUGAAGUUUGGCAAGUUGAUCAAAACAGUCAUCCGUCAGACCAAGAACCAAUACUUACUGGAGUACAAAAAGGGGGAUUACUUUGCCCUUCUGAGCGAAGAGAAAAUCAAAUUGAAGGGACAGUUGUGGACUAAGGAAUGGUACAUCUGUUACUAUCAGGGUAGAACAGGGCUUGUACAUGCAAAAAAUGUUCUGUUGGUGGGCAAAGUAAAACCCAUUUACUUCAGCGGGGCAGAACUAACCACUGCACUCUUACUGGAUCAGAUCCUGAAGCCCUGCAAGUUCCUGACGUACAUUUAUGCCUCUGUGAGGACUAUACUGAUGGAGAACGUAGGAAGCUGGAGGGCGUUUGCCGAUGCCCUGGGUUACGUUAACCUACCGCUCUCACACUUCUGCCGUGCAGAGCUGGACAGCGAGCCUGAGAGGGUGGCGUCUGUUCUGGAGAAGCUGAAAGAGGACUGCAAUAAUACAGAGGGCAAGGAGAGGAAAUCCUUCCAGAAGGAACUCAUGACAGCGUUGCUGAAGAUGGACUGCCAGGGCCUGGUGGCCAGGCUGGUGAUGGACUUUGUCCUGCUGACCACGGCGGUGGAGGUGGCUGGGAGGUGGCGGGAACUGGCUGAAAGGCUAUCCAAAGUGUCCCGUCUGCAGCUGGAUGCAUACGAGGGACCGCACAGAGACAGGAACGGAGUGGUGGACAACGAGGCCAUGUGGAAGCCAGCCUAUGACUUCCUACUGACGUGGGCUGCCCAGAUUGGGGACAGCUACCGGGACGUGAUCCAGGAGCUCCACAUGGGCCUGGACAAGAUGAAGAGCCCCAUCACCAAGCGUUGGAAACAUCUGACGGGAACGCUCAUCCUCGUCAACUGCCUGGAUACACUCUGGAGCUCAGCCUUCAGCCCCGCCUCUCAGGACGACUGUGCCAUAUAGACCAAACUGACCAUAAUCAUUGUCAUCAUCACUCAUAGGGUGCAGCUUGUCUCCUUCCCUUAUAUCUCCGCUAAUUGGAAAGCAAUUUAUUUCCCACUCGUAUAGAUGAAAGAUAGGAGAGGAUGAACCUUUGGACUGUUGAUAUAGACUCCGCCUCCUGCUGCCACAACCUUAUUCCCUGUUUCUAUUGAAGAUUCUGAACAACAGCUGUCUGUCUGGUCCCUCUGAGUCUUGCUUCCUCUGAAUCUGCCUUUAGUCCUCAUGGGGGUGAGGGGCUGGACUGCUAGACUACUCCCAGGAGGAUUAGACUGCUAGACUGUCACCCCUCACCUCUUGGAGGACUAGACUCCCCCUCACCCCUAGGAGGACUAGACACCCCCUCACCCCUAGGAGGACUAGACUCCCCCUCACCCCUAGGAGGACUAGACUCCCCCUCACCCUUAGGAGGACUAGACUCCCCCUCACCCCUAGGAGGACUAGACUCCCCCUCACCUCCAGGAGGACUAGACUCCCCCUCACCUCCAGGAGGACUAGACUCCCCCUCACCUCCAGGAGGACUAGACUCCCCCUUACCUCCAGGAGGACUAGACUAGACCCCCCCACCCUUAGGAGGACUAGACUCCCCCCCACCCUUAGGAGGACUAGACUCCCCUCACCCCUAGGAGGACUAGACUCCCCCUCACCUCCAGGAGGACUAGACUCCCCCUCACCUCCAGGAGGACUAGACUCCCCCUCACCCCCAGGAGGACUAGACUCCACCUCACCUCCAGGAGGACUAGACUCCCCCUCACCUCCAGGAGGACUAGACUCCACCUCACCUCCAGGAGGACUAGACUGCUAGUCCUCAACCACCCAUCUUUGUAUAGCCACCAGCCAAACUACACAAUGCUACAGUCUCAGUAUUCACAAAGACUAUUUUAAUCUUCAUUGUCUGGCAUAGUAUGUAUUUUUUUUAACUCUAAAUAUGGCACAGCAUUUUUUAAAGACACUUUGACACCUUUCGUUCAUAACUGUGGACUCGAUCCAGUGCAAAGACAACGUUUCUAAAUGGUAUCCCUGUUCUCUAGCCUUGUCACGUGUGUCAAACGAGCUAAAUAUAAUGUGUUUAUUUAUAAAGCGUCGGAGUUGUUCAGAAGAAAGCGCUCUCUUAUUGUUUCCUCCGACUGCGGUCCGUUUUUAUUUCAACUACUUUGUUAGUGAACAUAUUUCUAAGGACCGAGUGAAUAACUGUGCAUAACUCACAGAUUAACUUUGUUCUUUCAUUUCAAAUAAAUUCAUCUCUGACCGCUUUUUCACCUCUCUUAACUAUCUUUUAAAAGGAAACCAUAUGGCCUGCAGUUAUUUAUAUACUAGACUUAGUGAAUAUAGUGUACCGAAGCUGGUAACCAGUUAAUAUGACUCUACAUAUAACUACAUAUAUGCCUCAUUCAAUAUCCAACCACUGUUACAAUGCUAAAACUCUGUUAAAGAUUCUGGGUAUGUUUUCUCCCCUGUUUGUGUUGUUAAUACACAUUUCACAUAUGUUUUGUGACUGCAUACUUUUGUGGAGAAUAUAAAUAAAAUGUGAAUAUUUUUUACGCAA
This is a messenger RNA of Oncorhynchus gorbuscha (pink salmon), 4733 nucleotides long. RefSeq names its product SH3 domain-binding protein 4. NCBI's taxonomy places the organism in Eukaryota, Metazoa, Chordata, Actinopteri, Salmoniformes, Salmonidae. The record is from RefSeq and is a predicted model, not a curated record. The coding region runs from base 224 to 3151 and encodes 975 amino acids. Gene Ontology annotation, molecular function: protein binding. The transcript has 5 exons. Gene Ontology annotation, cellular component: cytoplasm.